Messenger RNA from Scedosporium apiospermum, 3324 nucleotides. Its product is annotated as Sodium transport ATPase 5. Bases 1 to 3324 code for a protein of 1107 amino acids. Gene Ontology annotation, biological process: intracellular calcium ion homeostasis; calcium ion transmembrane transport. NCBI's taxonomy places the organism in Eukaryota, Fungi, Ascomycota, Sordariomycetes, Microascales, Microascaceae. Gene Ontology annotation, cellular component: plasma membrane. The transcript has 4 exons. The record is from RefSeq and is a predicted model, not a curated record. Gene Ontology annotation, molecular function: ATP hydrolysis activity; P-type calcium transporter activity; ATP binding.
AUGGGCAGAAAGAAAGGCAAUUUGCCCGCCGAGGGCCAUGUCUCCGGCCAAUCAAACAAGCCGCUGACCGCGCCCGCCCACGCCCUCACCUUCAAACAGGUUGAGCAGGAGCUCAAAUCCGACGCCCUGAGCGGUCUUUCCGCCGAGGAAGCCGCCUCUCGGUUGCUGGAAUUUGGUAACAAUGACUUGGGCGAGGCAGAGGGCGUUCAGCCCCUUCGGAUUAUCGUUGCUCAAAUUGCAAAUGCCAUGACAAUGGUCCUUAUCCUUGCUAUGGCUGUGUCCUAUGGCUUCAAGUCUUGGAUUGAGGGAGGUGUUAUUACCUUCGUCAUUCUCUUGAACGUCGUCGUUGGUUUCUUCCAGGAAUACUCGGCCGAAAAGACCAUGGAUUCCCUCCGAUCGCUUAGCUCUCCCACCGGAAACGUCGUCCGUCAAGGCCGGUCUCAUGUCAUCCCCUCCGGCGAGAUUGUUCCUGGCGAUCUCAUCGAACUCAAGAUGGGUGACACCGUCCCCGCUGAUGUCAGGCAAGUUCCACUCACAUCAUUUCUCAGUCCAAUGGUACUUUUCAUUGAUAUUGGUCUAACAACUCAUCAAAUUGUGUUUAGACUUACCGAAGCCAUCAACUUUGAGACCGACGAGGCUCUUCUCACCGGAGAGUCACUCCCCGUCCGAAAGGAUGAGGAUCAGGUUUUCCCCGACCACACCGGACCCGGCGAUCGUCUGAACGUCGCCUACAGUUCCUCGACUGUUACUAAGGGCCGUGCAAAGGGAAUUGUUUUCGCGACCGGUGUACACACGGAAAUCGGCGCCAUCGCCUCGGCUCUUCGAAAGAAGGACUCCAAGCGCCGCCCUGUCAAGCGCCGCCCCGACGGCACCGCCAAAUCUUACCGAUACCUCGAGGCCUUCACCCUCACCAUCACCGAUGCCAUUGGCCGAUUCCUCGGUGUGAACACCGGUACCCCGCUACAGAAGAAGCUGUCUCGCCUGGCGAUUCUCCUCUUCGGCAUCGCCGUUCUCUGCGCCAUCAUUGUCCUUGCCGCCAACAAGUUCGAUAGCAAGACCGAGGUCAUCAUUUAUGCCGUCGCCACCGGCCUCUCCAUGAUUCCCGCCAGUCUUGUCGUCGUCUUGACAAUUACCAUGGCGGCCGGUACCAAGAGGAUGGUGGAGAGGAACGUUAUUGUCCGAAACCUCAGGUCUCUCGAGGCCCUUGGCGCCGUUACCGACAUUUGCUCCGACAAGACCGGCACGCUUACGCAAGGCAGGAUGUUGGCUCGAGGCGCAUGGAUCCCUGCCCUUGGUACCUUCACUGUCGAGAACUCCUCCUCGCCCUUCAAUCCCGAAUCCGGCGAUAUCCGCUUCACCGAGAAGCUUCCUACCAAGAUCGACUUCAAGAAGAGUGGUGACGCGGAAACCGGCCCUAUUACCGCUGCUGCGAAUCUCAUCGAGAAGGGCAGGGAUGCCUUGGUCGAUUACCUCCGUAUCUGCUCCUUUGCCAAUCUCGCGACCGUAGUACAUACCGACGGCGAGUGGAAUGCUCGAGGUGAUCCUACCGAAAUUGCCAUCCAGAUUUUCGCCUCUAGGUUUGACUGGAACCGCCUGAAGUUCACCAGCGGCGAGCAUCCCGCCUGGACUGACUUGGCCGAGAUGCCUUUCGAUUCGGACGUCAAGCGCAUGUCUGUCAUUUACAGGGAGAACAACACCGGCGCACUUCACGUUUUCACCAAGGGCGCCGUCGAGAGGGUCCUCGACCAGUGCAUCAACUACCUCCCCACCGCCGACAGCACUCAAUUGGUGCCCUUGGACGAAGAGAUGCGCACACAGAUCCUCCAGAACAUGGAAGUCUUUGCUGGCCUGGGUCUCCGUGUGCUCGCUCUCGCCAGCAAGCCGUUCCAGGGUGUCCUUAAGAAGGGCGACGAUGUUGAUCGAGCAAGCGUCGAGUGCGAGCUUACCUUCCGAGGUCUCAUCGGACUCUACGAUCCUCCCCGUCCCGAAUCGGCCCCCGCCGUGCGACAGUGCCACGAGGCCGGUAUCUCCGUCCACAUGCUUACUGGUGACCACCCCGAGACUGCCAAGGCCAUCGCCAUUGAAGUUGGUAUUCUUCCUCAGAGGAUGGACCGCGUGGCCCGCGACGUUGCGGCUGCCAUGGUUAUGACCGCCACGCAAUUUGAUGCCCUCACGGAUGACCAGGUCGAUGAACUUCCAGUGCUCCCUCUUGUUAUUGCUCGUUGCGCUCCUAGCACCAAGGUUAGGAUGAUUGAGGCUCUCCAUCGUAGGAAGAAGUUCUGUGCCAUGACUGGUGACGGUGUUAACGACUCUCCCUCUCUUCGACGCGCUGAUGUCGGUAUUGCCAUGGGUCAAUCUGGGUCUGACGUCGCCAAGGACGCUUCCGAUAUUGUGCUUGCCGAUGAUAACUUCGCCUCGAUCGUCGCCGCCAUUGAGGAGGGUCGCCGUAUCUUUGACAACAUUCAAAAGUUUGUGCUUCACGUGCUUGCGGAGAACAUUGCCCAGGCUGGAACUCUGCUCGUCGGUCUUGCUUUCAAGGAUGCGCGCGGUCUCUCGGUCUUCCCUCUUGCUCCUGUUGAAAUCGUUUGGAUUAUCAUGGCUACUUCUGGUAUGCCCGACAUGGGUCUCGGUUUCGAACGAGCUGUGCCGGACAUCUUGCGACGACCCCCGCAGUCCCUCAAGACCGGUAUCUUUACCCCCGAAUUCUUGCUCGACAUGGUUGUCUACGGCCUCUGGAUCACCGCCCUUUGCUUGUCUAGCUUCACCCUCGUCGUCUACCGAUGGGGCGGAGGUGAGCUCGGAGAGAACUGCAACGAGAGCUACAACGACUCCUGCGACGUGGUCUUCCGAGCUCGCGCCACAACUUUCGCCUGUCUUACCUGGUUCGCUCUCUUCCUCGCUUGGGAGAUGAUUGACAUGAGGCGCUCGUUCUUCCGCAUGCAGCCCGGCUCGAAGAAGUACUUCACCCAGUGGAUGCACGACGUCUGGCGCAACCAGUUCCUCUUCUGGGCCAUCAUGAUCGGCUUCGUCACUCUCUUCCCCCUCCUCUACAUCCCCGUCAUCAACAAGGUUGUCUUCAAGCAUAAGGGCAUCUCGUGGGAGUGGGGCAUCGUCUUCGUCAGCGCGGCUCUCUUCUUCGGCGGCGUGGAAUUCUGGAAGUUCUGCAAGCGCGUGUACUUCAGGCGCCAGGCGGUCAAGAAGCAAGGCACUGCUUGGAAGGACAUGGACAUCGAGCAGAGAGUGUUCGGCGAGUAUCUCCAGCACGAUUCGGGGCCGGCUUCGGACGAGGAAAAGGCUGCGGCUUCCAGGAACCCGGUGGAAUGA